GGGCAGUAGUUAAAGGUACCAGCGGAUGAUGAGAACUGGUUUUCAGUUGAGUGCCUUGGAGUGGCAAGUGCAUUACUGGAGCAUUGGCUGUGGUUGGCCAGUGCUGCAGACUUGCACAGAAGUUUGUCCGGAGUCUUUAGAGUUUCCAUACACCAGGUCAUUAGAUGCUGUCUCCUGCUGUCUCGGGAAAGAAGAAGUAUAAGCUGUAACCAUGACUACUGAAGUUGGCUCUGCGUCUGAAGUGAAGAAGGGCUCUGACCAGGCAGGAGCAGAUGCACCUAAGGAGAAAGCUAAAGAAGUCACAGAAAAUGAGCAGAAUCAGUUAUCUGAGCCAGAGGAGGAAAAAGGUUCCCAGCCAGGCCCUGCAGUUGAAAGCCAAAGUAGUCUCCGCCGGCGGAAAAGAGAGAAGGAGCCGUCUGAGAGCAGGGGCAUUUCUCGAUUCAUACCCCCAUGGCUUAAGAAGCAGAAGUCUUAUAACUUAGUAGCAGCCAAAGAUGGAGGAGAUAAAAAAGAGCCCACUCAGGCUGAUGCAGAAGAACAGACCUUGGAUAAAGAGGACGCCCUUCCUGAAGAAGAGAGUCGGGCCAAGGGCGAUGCAGAAGAAAUGGCCCAGAGGAAGCCCCUCGAGGUUAAGGUGGAGGUCAAGGAAGAAAAGCCUUCCCUGAAAAGCAGUGCUGAGACCCAGCCUGCUGAAGAAGUGAGGAAGGACAGAGAAGAGGAGAAGAUCAAGGAGACGCAGGAAGACAAACUGGAAGGAGAGGCAGCAAAGAGGGAGACCAAGGAAGUGCAGACCAGUGAGCUGAAAGCAGAGCUGGCCUCCCAGAAAACUGCCAAGAAGACCAAGACUGUCCUGGCCAAAGUGACCCUCCUGGAUGGCACCGAGUACAGCUGUGACCUUGAGAAACGCGCUAAGGGACAAGUGUUAUUUGACAGAGUGUGUGAGCACCUCAAUCUCCUGGAGAAGGACUACUUUGGACUUCUGUUUCAGGAAAAUGCUGAGCAGAAAAACUGGCUAGAUCCAGCAAAAGAAAUAAAGAGACAGCUGAGAAACCUUCCCUGGCUGUUCACUUUUAAUGUGAAAUUUUAUCCUCCGGAUCCUUCUCAAUUGACUGAAGAUAUCACCAGAUAUUUCCUGUGCCUUCAGCUGCGGCAGGACAUUGCCUCUGGCCGCCUGCCCUGUUCCUUUGUGACUCAUGCCCUUUUGGGAUCCUACACACUGCAGGCUGAACAUGGAGACUAUGACCCAGAAGAGUAUGACAGCAUGGAUCUUAGUGACUUCCAGUUCGCCCCAUCCCAGACCAGGGAGCUGGAAGAAAAGGUGGCAGAGCUGCAUAAGACUCACAGAGGCUUAUCUCCAGCACAAGCUGAUUCUCAGUUCUUAGAAAAUGCAAAGAGGCUUUCCAUGUACGGUGUUGACCUGCAUCAUGCCAAGGACUCUGAGGGUGUGGACAUCAAGCUGGGUGUGUGUGCUAAUGGCCUUCUCAUUUACAAAGACAGACUGAGAAUUAAUCGUUUUGCUUGGCCGAAGAUCCUGAAAAUUUCCUAUAAGCGCAGUAAUUUCUACAUUAAGGUUAGACCAGCAGAGCUGGAGCAGUUUGAGAGCACCAUUGGAUUCAAAUUGCCAAACCACCGGGCAGCUAAAAGGCUAUGGAAAGUAUGUGUGGAGCAUCACACUUUCUACAGGCUUGUGUCUCCAGAGCAGCCACCAAAGGCCAAGUUCUUGACCUUGGGGUCCAAAUUCCGCUACAGUGGACGUACCCAGGCACAGACCCGCCAAGCAAGCACCCUCAUAGAUAGGCCAGCACCACACUUUGAGCGUGCCUCUAGUAAACGUGUCUCAAGGAGCCUAGAUGGAGCUCUGAUUGAUGUUGUGGACCAAAGUCUUCUGAAGGAUUUUCCUGGCCCUCCGGGAGAGGGUUCAGCACUUGGCCCUGGAGCUGCCAGCUACACCACCAUUCAGGAUGGGGAUAGCCGGAGGGAUGUCAGAAGCCCCACAAAAGCCACACCCCUGCUCGCUGAAGGAAAGAAAAAUACCUUGAGAGUAGAAGGGGAUAAUAUUUAUGUCAGACAUAGCAAUUUAAUGUUGGAGGACCUGGAUAAGGCCCAGGAGGACAUACUGAAACACCAGGCUAGCAUUAGUGAGCUCAAGCGCAAUUUUAUGGAGUCCACACCUGAGCCGCGCCCCAAUGAAUGGGAAAAACGACGUCUCACACCUCUGUCCCUACAGACCCAAGGGAGGAAAGGAGACCGUCUUUUCAAGGAUAUUCUGUCCAUGAAGGAGAAGUACCUGAUGGCGGCUACACGGACAGCUGAAGAGGAAGCUCAGGCGGACAAGAGCCUAGAAGAGGAGAUCACAUCAAUUUUGUUUAGUGGAAAGGGCUUUUCUCCUAGUGUGAAAGCCUCCUUCCCUUCAGCCACCACUUGGACAGCAGAGGGCGCUGUGGUGAACUCUAAUGCACCUAGAGAAAAGCUUGCUUCUGCGCCCUUCUCACACUUGCCGGAGACUCGCGCUCCUGUAUCGGAAGGGCCUUGCACUGGAGCCAGGGACGCUGUUAAGAGUUCACAUGAGACUCUGAAUGUAGUGGAGGAGAAGAAGCGGGCAGAGGUUGGGAAAGACGAAAGAGUAAUCACAGAAGAAAUGAAUGGUAAAGAGCUAUCAGCUGGGAGUGGUCCUGGGGAGAUUCGUAAGGUGGAGCCCGUGACACAAAAAGACUCCACCUCCCUGUCUUCUGAGAGCAGCAGCAGCAGUGAGAGUGAGGAGGAAGACGUGGGAGAGUACCAGCCCCACCACCGAGUGACCGAGGGCACCAUAAGGGAAGAGCAGGAGGAGAAUGAUGAAGAGCUGGAGCAGGAGGCCGGCCAAGCAGCCAAGGUAGUAGAGAGGGAGGCAGCAGUGCCCGAAGCCAUCCCAGACAGGCACGCAGAGGCCAGGCUCCUCCCAGUAGACACAGAGGCCCAGGAACAUGUAGGUGCCCAAAAGCUACCCGGAGAGAAGAGUGCACACGGAGGCACUGUUAAGCAAGACAUGAGAGAAGAAACAGAGGAAGAGCAACACAGAGUUAACGGAGAGGUGCCCCAUGUUGACAUUGAUGUUUUACCAGAGAUUAUUUGUUGUUCAGAGCCACCAGUGGUAAAAACAGAGAUGGUAACAAUUUCUGAUGCCUCACAAAGGACAGAAAUCUCCACCAAGGAAGUCCCCAUUGUUCAAACUGAGACCAAAACCAUCACAUAUGAGUCUCCACAGAUUGAUGGCGGGGCUGGUGGUGAUUCGGGCACGUUACUGACCGCACAAACCAUCACAUCUGAGUCCGUGUCAACAACGACAACCACACACAUCACCAAGACUGUAAAGGGUGGAAUAUCUGAAACAAGAAUCGAGAAACGUAUUGUGAUCACAGGAGAUGCCGCUCUUGAUCACGAUCAGGCGCUGGCUCAGGCGAUUAGGGAAGCCAGAGAGCAGCACCCUGAUAUGUCGGUCACAAGGGUGGUGGUGCACAAAGAAACAGAGUUGGAGGAGGAAGGAGAAGAAUAAGAAAGUCAUUUUUUAAGCAACAUUCAACUUCAUGAACCGGAAGAACUUUGAUCAUUCCAAGUGUUAACGCCACACCACUACUCCAGCAAAUUUGUGCUACAACUGGUAACAAUGACCAGAAGCCUGCAGAAUUAAAAUGCCAACACCAAACCUUACCUUAACAGCUCUGGUCCAUACUAUUCCCAUGCAUUUCUAAUACGUUCUUUGUUUUAUAACCACUUCUAAAUACUCUUGCUUCCUCUUUUCUUUCUUUCUUUCCCUCUGUCUUUUUUUUUUUAAUUCUUUGUUUUUUUUUGUUAAGCGUUUUAUAUUUGUUUCCCUUUCCUACUGCUUUGUAUGACUCAUUUGCUCAAAUGACAGUGAACAAAGCCAGCCCAGGCUGGUAAGGUGCUGUUCACUUGAACAGGUGCUGUUAUGUGGAAAGGAAACUCUGUGACUAAUUUAGAUAGUAAUUUUCAUUCUUCAGGAUUGUUUCCAUUGAAUUCUUACAGUCCAUAUUUACAGUUUUGAGAUUGCAGUAAAUACAUUGCAUGAGAACAUAUUAAUACCAAUUAAAAGCAUUUCUUACAUCUUGAAAAUUUUCUAAUAUUUGGGACUUUCACUCCGAAUGAUUUUUAUACUGAGCCCUUUGACUUUCCAGUCCUGUGACUUUGUACUUUAGUGGAGUCAGAGACUCUGGACUGGAGAAUUCCGAAGCUCACUGACCAAGCACUGUGUUCAGAGACCGUCACCCACAGUGCAGUACUUCUCAGACCUAUGCUUUGCCACAGCAUUCCAGAACAGGAGGAGAACCACAGAAGGUGCCCUUCCCUCUUCCUACUAAAAGAAAUCAGGCAGCUUAAAGCCUUAGUGCUUUCCUUCUUAACCUUUCCAGUUUCGAUACUUCCCAUUAUCUGAACACUUGAGUAGAGCACUUGCUAUGUAUUAAACUUCUUUGUCUACAUGUAAAACUGACCCUUUGUUACUGAGCAGGUAUAUCUCUUUAAGAUAGUUGGAUGACUCGCAGGGUUGAGGAAGCUGCGGAGAAGAGGGUAGGGGACAGUGGUGGGAUUGUGUUGGUUAUAUGAAAGCUAUACCAUUUAAAGCUGACACCAGAGACCUGAGAGGGACUUAUUAACUGUCUUGAACAUGUUUUUCAUUUGCUUUUGACUCUGUAUAGUUAUGAUGCAAGAUUAGAUUUAUAGCAGCUUCAAGUUGUAUUAAAUGGUAUUUUGCUUUAUGUAAUACUGUUAUAAAAUAAAAGUUUGUUUAUUCUA
Peromyscus maniculatus bairdii (prairie deer mouse) is the source of this 4788-nucleotide messenger RNA. It is a transcript of the gene Epb41l2, whose product is annotated as erythrocyte membrane protein band 4.1 like 2. The record is from RefSeq and is a predicted model, not a curated record. Gene Ontology annotation, molecular function: actin binding; structural molecule activity. Gene Ontology annotation, biological process: actomyosin structure organization; cortical actin cytoskeleton organization. NCBI's taxonomy places the organism in Eukaryota, Metazoa, Chordata, Mammalia, Rodentia, Cricetidae. Gene Ontology annotation, cellular component: cytoskeleton; plasma membrane.